UAAAUUUGACCAGUGAAAUCAGUCGUUUAAAUAAAAAAGUCUGUUUACCACAUUGUUGAGUGUGAUUAUUAUAUUAUUUUUUGAUAUUUAUUAAUUAUUUAACGUUUUAAAUUCAAUUUGAAUUUCAAAACUUAAAAUGGAUAUGCAUGAUAUAAUUCACGUGGAAAUCUGUCAGAAUGAUGAAAGUAUGUUAUCUCGAAAUGACAUAGAAGAGAUAGUGAGAGCCGAAUUGAGUUCUUUGGAUGAAGUUACUUUAAAUGUGCCGAUACCUGGGGAAAAAUUCUCCAAGGAUAUUGUUAAAGAUCAUGUUCAAUCAGUAAUUUGUUCUAGUACCAAUCCUGAGAGAAUGCACAUGAAAAUUCAUAGCAGUAAUAUGAAAGUUUAUGUUUAUCAAUUAACUGAAGAAUGUGCAGCAACUGAAACAAUUCAAAGUGAAUCUGACGAGAUGGCUGCUGCAUCUCAUUGGAUUCUUCCAUCAGUGGAAUUUCACGGUCUAUGGGAAAAUCUUAUUUACGAAUCCGAUAUUAAAGAGCAUCUUUUGCACUUUGUGGAGACGACAAUGUUGUUUUCGGAUCGAAAAGUCGAUCCAAAUAUAAUAAGUUGGAAUAAAGUGAUACUUCUUCAUGGACCACCUGGAACAGGAAAGACAAGUUUGUGUAAAGCUCUCGCACAAAAAGCAUCAAUUCGUCUUGGAAAUUAUUACACUCGUGGCGAACUUAUUGAAAUAAAUAGUCAUAGUUUAUUUUCCAAAUGGUUUUCAGAGAGUGGUAAGCUUGUAAUGAAACUUUUCGAUGAGGUAAAAAGUCUUUUAGAAGAUCCAAAAGCUCUCGUUUGUGUGUUGAUCGAUGAAAUCGAAUCUCUUGCUCACGUGCGUAAAUCAUGUACAAAUGGAACUGAACCAAGUGAUGCGAUUCGAGUUGUAAAUGCAUUAUUAACACAACUGGAUCAAAUAAAAAAAUAUUCAAAUGUUAUAAUACUCACGACAAGUAAUGUGACUGAAGCAAUUGAUUUGGCGUUCAUUGAUCGUGCUGAUCUUAAACAAUUUAUUGGACUUCCCAGUGAGCAGGCAAUUUACAAAAUUUAUCAUUCUUGCAUUAAAGAAUUAAUGAGGACUGGAUUCAUAGAGUCAGAAGUUUUAUGUGACAUUGCAUAUUUGAAAAAAUUUGGUUAUGAAGAAAACAGUGAAACGAGACACAGUUUAAAAUUAUUGGAAUUAAGUAAACAAAGUGUGGGAAUGAGUGGACGAGUUUUGAGAAAAAUUCCAUUUUUGGCUCAUGCACUUUAUACACAUUCGACGAAAUGUCCAGUUCCUCGUUUCUUAAGAGCAAUGCAUCUUGCUGUCGAGAAGCAAAAAGAAGAAGAUAUCGCUUAAAUAACAAAAAAAGAGAUUUAAUUUUUUUUCUCUUCCAAGUUCUAAUUUAUUUUUUCUUUUUUUAAAUUUCUUUUUCUUUAUUUCUAAUUAUUUUCUUCUUUAUUUUCAAGCUUUAAGUUUUUUUUUAUGCUUUUGACAUGAUUUUGCAACUAUUUUUUGAGUUCUCGUUACUAAAAAUUUAUAAUUAUAAUAAGUUAUGUUUAAAGUUUAUUUAUUUUAAUAUAAAAAAUUCAGAAUAUUCUAUGCAAAAAAGUAGACUAAACAAAGAAGUAUUCAGUAUUUUUUUAACUACAGUAUUUUUCUGUACAUGUAAUUUUGAAAAUUUCAAAACUUACAUUUUUAAGAAAAUUGACACUUCUAACAAGGUGCCUUAUUAGUGCUUUAUGUCGUCGUUUUUUUAUACUGGAAUUUUUAGUCAUCGCAACUACUAAUCAUAAGCUAUGAUAAUUUAUAAAAGUUUUUUAUUUAUUUUGCAAAAAAAAAAGAGAACCAUAUUUGUAAACUGCACAUUUUAAAAUAUAUAUUAUUUAAACUAAAUAAA
Leptopilina boulardi is the source of this 1913-nucleotide messenger RNA. RefSeq names its product pachytene checkpoint protein 2 homolog (gene pch2). Gene Ontology annotation, biological process: reciprocal meiotic recombination; meiotic recombination checkpoint signaling. Gene Ontology annotation, cellular component: chromosome; nucleus. The coding region runs from base 137 to 1372 and encodes 411 amino acids. The record is from RefSeq and is a predicted model, not a curated record. Lineage: Eukaryota; Metazoa; Arthropoda; Insecta; Hymenoptera; Figitidae. Gene Ontology annotation, molecular function: ATP hydrolysis activity; ATP binding. The transcript is spliced from 6 exons.